This is a messenger RNA of Bicyclus anynana (squinting bush brown), 1377 nucleotides long. RefSeq lists its product as uncharacterized. The record is from RefSeq and is a predicted model, not a curated record. The transcript is spliced from 2 exons. Lineage: Eukaryota; Metazoa; Arthropoda; Insecta; Lepidoptera; Nymphalidae. The coding region runs from base 33 to 782 and encodes 249 amino acids.
UAAGAAGUGCUGAUACCGAUAUUGCGGCUAUAAUGCUUGGUAACAUGCAUCAUCUUAAAAGUGAUUCGGUUGUUUGGAUGCUUACAGGCACUGGAAAUAAUUUAAGGUAUGUGGACCUAACCAAAAUACAUGCAGAGUUGGAACUGUUAACUUGUCAGAGCUUACCUGGAUUUCAUGCCAUCACAGGUUGUGAUUUUAAUCCUGCGCUCUUCAGAAAAGGAAAAUUAAAACCGUAUAAGAUAUUAAAAAAAGAUCCAGAGUACCAGGAAGCUUUCAAGAACUUCGGCAACAACGAAUUAAUUAAAAAUUUAAAUCAUCAACAAAAUAUCUUUUAUAUUAUUCAGAGAUUUAUAUGCAAUGUCUAUAAUGUCCCUAAUGUAAUUGAUGUUGAUGCCGCUAGACUUCAAAUAUUCAUCGACUCGUACACAGUCUCCGAUGUAAACGAAGCUUUUGACCGAAAGAAGUUGCGAAAUUUUGACGCUAGCAACCUACCACCUUCCGAACUACUGCAGCAAUUUCUGCGAGCAAAUUAUAUAUGUACAAUUUGGAAUAAUGCUCAUUUAAAAAAUCCAACCACAUAUCAACCAGAAAAUAAUGGCUGGGUAUUAAAAGAUGACAAAUACCAGUUCAAAUGGUUUGAAGGGGAUCAACUGCCGAGUUAUGUUAGUGAUUCACUCAAAACUCAAUCAGACACUGAAGAAGAAGGUGAUGUUGAGGACGAUUCUGCCAUCGACUGGAGUAGUAGUGAUGAAGAAAAUGAAAACAUCGACGACAAUGUUUAAAUUAAUAAAUAAGUUUAAUUAUCUUUUUUUACUUGUAAUUAUACUUUUUUUUAUAUUUUUAUGAUAUUAAACAAACAUUUUUUACUUUAUAUAACAUGGCUAUGAACGUAAUAAAAUAAUUUUUUAUUAGAUAUCUUAAAAAAUAGUAAUCGACUAAGCAUUCGCGCUCGCACCUAUAGUGGACUUUCGAUGUGUCUGGCAAGAUGUAAAAACCACGAAAACUGUCCGGCUAUUGAGGUAAUAUCUUUUUAUAAGUUCCCAAGUAACAUAUAUAAAAUUUAGCUUUUAUACUAUAACGAAAGUAUAAUUAUAAUUUAUUAAAGUUUAGGGGUGUCUGGCAGGGGGUAGCAACUGUCAUAAGUGUCCGGCAAUGGAUGACGAGAUUUUUAAAGUUAUCCCGAAGGAAAUAUUAAAAAAUUGAGCUUUAUACUUUAACGAAUUUCAAGUACUAUUUUAUACACCUUUACUACCUGUUACCUGCCCAAGUAACCACAACCCAAACUUUAUAGUCGCUGGUCGUUCUUACCUGUAUAGGAGACAUCUACAGAGAAACUUUCAACUUUUAUAAAAUAACGAAGGUCUGGCUGUCGUGGGC